AUAUAUUCUGAAAAAUCGGCCGUGCGUGUCAAACAAUAAUUUCGAGUUACGCCAUCAGGCGUGAUGUUGAAAGCGUCGCAAGCAAUAGUCAUUGACGAAAACUUUGGGCCGAAACCUGUAGCAGAUAAGGCAGAUAUGCCUGCAUUACAAUCAACUAAUUUUGUGAUUGCGCCAACGUACAAUGUAGAUGUAGAUGUUUGCUGUUACAUGGGUUUUCGUCGACAAGGCAGUUUAUACGUCUGGGUGCGGGGCCUCGGCAGUGUUCCUGAUGUUCCCCAUGCCGCCAACGUGUCAUUCGUGACAGAGGGCAGCGGUGUGGGGGUUUCAAAAGAGCCCCCUGUCAAUGUCAAGGUCAUCAAUUCAGACAGUUGCUUUGGUUACAGCAAUACCCUGACAUCUGAAGCACAGACAGCCUCGAAUCUGUGUUUUAUCGUGAAAGUAGCAGCCAAUGUGGAAGUUGCUUGGGAAACUAUUUACGUAGACAGAAAGUUAUAUGUAGAGAUUCCUAACAGCCUUCUGCCAGAGGGAUCGAAAGAAAGUCUUGUUACUCUACUAGAGUACGCAGAAGAACAAUUGGAUUGCAGCUAUGUCAUUCUGGUCUUCAAAAAGUCUAGAACUGAUAGGGCGUGUCUAAUUCGGACUUUCAUGUUCCUUGGAUUUGAAGUGGUGGUGCCGGGCAACCCAAUAGUGCCAAACACAGGUGAUCUGAUGUUCCUGGCGUACACCAUCGAUAACUACGAUUCCGAUUAGAACUUUUGAGCGACACAGAACCAUGUCGCGAGGCAACCACUUCAGCAAUAAAAAUCAUUAUUUGAUAUAAGACAGGGUUUUAUAUAAUGCAUAAUAAAAUACAAAUAUAUAUAUUUUAAACAUCUGCAGAUUGAUACAAUUAUGGUUUGAUAAGUGUCACAUAGUACAGAAUACAUCGUACAUGUACAUUAUUUAAAAAUUUAUUUGAUACUUUUCAGAGACGCAAUUUUGGUGAUAAUUCAUUAUCGCAAGCUAAAAAUCUACAAAUUUGAAACAAAUUAAAAUUUGUUUAUAUUUUUUUUUGACUUAGAAACAAAUUUAGACCGUUGGAAAUCGGUCUUGGUUCAUUGGAACAAAUUUUGUCCUUCACUGUUUUUUAGAUUUUAUUUAACAACAGGGAUAUUGGUAUUUUAUUGAGAAGGGUUGCCUCGUGACAUUCAUACCAUUUCAAAAGUUUAAUGUCAGGUGUAUUGACUGUUUAUUAUAUUGUAUUUUUAUGUCUGUUUUGAUGAAUUUGAUGUUUCUUCACCCAACCUCUAUAUAAAAUACGCACUUUUUUCCUACCAUUUCUCUAUGAUAUCUUUUACUCUCUACAUAUCUUUUCCUGUUCUUGUUGGUUUUGAAAUUCUCUUUUCUGUACUUUCUUAACAGGUCAUGGCAUUGUUUAGACAUCAUGUUUAUAAUUUGUUUUAAUAAAAUUAUUUGGAUCUAUUUUAAUGGAAAAAACACAAGUGGUUUUAAAUAGUUGACGUGAACUAUGAACUAUUGUAAACAACAUAAAGUUUCUAUUGGAAAAAAAAUUGUUUAUUUGAUAUAGAUAAACAACUAUGAAUUUUCUACACACUGUACACAAAAAAGCAACAACAUUUUGUGUAAAUUUUCUCGAGGGAAAUAAUAAUCUGAAAUUUCUAUUGGAAAAGUUCCAUUCAAAAGCCAUUUUGUCAUAUUGUUAAAAACAUUACUUCAAGCUUUAUGGAUUUUAACAACUUUCCAUGUAGAAUGUUACGAAUUCACAUAAUUUGUUAUCGUACCAUGGUAUUGAUUUUGUUCACCAUCAGGGGUUUUUUGUUUUGAACCAUUUCAGUGUGUUCAUCCCUGGUUUUAACAGUUUGGUAAACAACCAUUAUCACUACUGUACAUCAGUGUAAGUAAAUACAUACAAGCAUACAAUCAGAGUGCAGGUUUUUCAUAGAUAACUUAAAUAUAAUAUGCAUUGAUUUGAGUUUUUGUUAAAAUCCCUGUUCAGAUUGCAGUGUAGACAGAGUUUUGAUCUUUUUGUAUAUACACUCCAGUGUUGUCGGUGUAUUCCUGUUUGAUAAAAUAGAUUUUGCCUUGACCUAAUUUCUGUAUUUUGACAAGUUAUAUUGUUAAACUGAUAAAAGAUAAAGUAUACGAGGGCCUAAAUUUUCCUGUAACCCGAUAUUGUAAUAAAAUAUACAAUUGUACGCAUAGUUAGAUUUUUUUCUGAAAAUAGAUUAAGUAAGGUAAAUUCAUAAUGGAUUUGUUUAUGUGCACAGUGGUUUAAAGUUCAAUAAUGACUCGGUUUAAAUAAAUUUCUGAAAAUGUGCUGGUAACCUAGAAGUUUUGUUGGCAAACAUAUUGAUUUUAAAUUAUUUUUUUUAGAAUACUUUGCCUAUAUGUACUGUUAUAGCAAGGUACGUUGGUGACUUCAUGAAUUUGUGAUUUUGAUAGCGUGCAUAAUGGUUUUAAGAUAAUAAAAUAUUAUUUUAAAGUAGGGGAGAAUCAUAACUUUACACCCAAGAUACCAAACUCAUGGUGGGGGGUAGGAGGGCGACAUUUUUUUUAAAAUCUGCCCCGUGGUAUAUCAGCUUGAACAAUUUUACUUUCAAUUCCUGAAUAACAUAACCCUUUCUGUCACUAAUGACAAAAAGCUGCAUUGUCGACAAGAAAAAAAAGUGCACAAAAUAGUAAAAAAAGAGAAAAAAAUAUAUAAAAA
This is a messenger RNA of Ruditapes philippinarum (Manila clam), 2707 nucleotides long. RefSeq names its product ornithine decarboxylase antizyme 1-like. Lineage: Eukaryota; Metazoa; Mollusca; Bivalvia; Venerida; Veneridae. The transcript is spliced from 6 exons. Bases 64 to 750 code for a protein of 228 amino acids. Gene Ontology annotation, biological process: positive regulation of protein catabolic process. Gene Ontology annotation, molecular function: ornithine decarboxylase inhibitor activity. Gene Ontology annotation, cellular component: cytoplasm; nucleus. The record is from RefSeq and is a predicted model, not a curated record.